AUGAGUGGCUUUGCCAAAUUCGCCCUCUCCGUUCAGAAAGUACGGGCUGCGAUCCACAACAGGAGAAAGGUGGGUGCCAAGGACCAUCGUGGAUCAACUUUAAGAAAGGAUCCUACAGAUCCUCCACUACCCUCGCCAUGGGACCUCCCCGUCGAGAUUCAAAUCCGCAUAUUCGCAUACUCCGGCAUCACAGACUUCCAUCCGCUGAGACUCGUAUGCAAGGCUUUUUGCCAACUGCUCACCAGCAACGAGCAUGAGAUUGUCCGGCAGUAUCUCCGAUUGCGUCGCCACGGUACCCUUCCAUCCCCGAUCGACAAUGAUCGAAUCUAUACUCGAAACCCCGGUGACGAUGUCGUGCUGUUAUCGGAUCUAUUCCCACCAUCCAAAAGCGCCAGGGGCGGCCAUCUUUAUACCUUCAAAUACUUGCAUGGGCUGCGGCGACGGCAAAUGCUCUGCUCAAGGCUCUGCUACUACCUGGCAGACCGGAUCCUCGAUCGAUUCAUCCAGACUGAACCGGCCGUCAUGAAGGCCUCAUUUCCUGCAAAGCGAAACGAGCGCAACGCCCUUGUAAAACGCGGCAUAGCUAGCAUAUGGUUCCACCUUGCACCACUCAUGUACUAUACACUCUAUUUUUUCGAAUCAUAUGCAUCCGCCCGGCGCGAGCACACGAACAUGCUCGUACAAAAAUACGAGGCAGGCCAGCUCCCUGUACCAUUACCGCUCGAGGUACGCCAGAGGAUGUACCGCGAGCUACAAACCCGGAUCCUCCAAAGCCCUCCCUUCACCAAUACGGCGGCGUUGGUUGCAACACACCAUUGCAUGCAUCUGCUUGUUUCAUAUAUACGCUACGCUAUGUCUUUGGACGGACAUGACAUUGAUGACUCGUGGAUUAGCUCGUUGCUCACAUUGGCGCCGUUUGUGCGGAUCGUUGAGUUUUUCUCCGCUGAGAUCGGGGACGGUGGGAGCCAGCGAGCGCAACGCAAAGAGUUUAUGUACAACUUCUAUCAGGACACGACGAUGUAUGAAAAGGAUCCUAUGGACUCGGUUGUUUUUGCGCGCGUGUCUGCGCAGAACCUGCAUAGUUCAGUGCAAGAUAUCUGGUUUGCAGCCGCUGAGGCUGAGUUGAAAGCCCGGAAAGCGAUACCCCAUAACGUAGAGCACGUCUGGAUCUGGAAUGGUAUUCCAAUUGUUUUUGGGUGUCCGGAUUGUCAUCCCACGAGAGGAUGGCAGGCAUGA
Molecule: messenger RNA, 1236 nt
Organism: Penicillium roqueforti
Lineage: Eukaryota; Fungi; Ascomycota; Eurotiomycetes; Eurotiales; Aspergillaceae
Product: F-box protein
Exons: 3
Coding region: 1-1236 (411 amino acids)
Molecular function (GO): protein binding
Source: RefSeq, a predicted model, not a curated record